UGACGUCAUACGCCUCCGACGGCGGCGCUGUACGGUUGGCGCGGCUCAGAAACAAACAGUACAGCUUCCUGGUCUUUCUGGGCACGGUACCGGAGGCUGCAGCGGGUCCUCAGACUGGUUCUGAUCCGGGUUCAGUGUUUGAUGUCUUCGGCUUACUGUGAAUCUGAGUGGACCAGUGAUGCAGCCUGGGUCAGAUCCUCCAGGACAUGGACUGAAGUCAGUCAGAAGAUCUCCUCGUCUGUCCCCUCAGGGCGGCAGCAGUGAAGGAGCACAGGGGAGGGAAGGAGGAAACAGCCUGCAGGAGGUGAAGAGGAGAGGAAGGAUGGAAAGGACCAGAGAGGAGCGAGAAGAUGAGCUGAGCGGCAGGUUGAAGACACUGGAUCUGUCCAGCAGGUCAGCAGCCAGUGGAACGGGUCUGGUUUACUCGGAGAUCUUCACUCACCAUAAGAACGAGUGGGACCUCAGUCAUCCAGAGUGUCCGGACAGAGUCACGGCCAUCAUGAAGGAGCUGGAGAGACAAGAGCUGCUGCCUCUCUGCGUCAGAGUCGAGCCCAGAGAAGCUACAGAGGAAGAGCUGCUGCUGGCUCACAUGAAACAGUAUGUGGACAUGAUGAGGUUGACUCAGACGAUGACACUGGCUGAACUCCAAACCCUGUCCGACAAAUAUGACUCCAUUUACCUCCAUCCAGAGUCCUUCCAGGUGUCUGUUAGAGCUGUGGGUGCAGUCCUCCAGCUGGUCGAUCAGGUCAUGACCUCUGAGCUCAGGAACGGAUUUGCCGUCAUCAGACCUCCGGGUCAUCACGCUCAGGCCAACGAGUGCAACGGUUACUCCAUCUUCAACAACGUGGGGAUUGCAGCUCGAUACGCUCAGACCAGACAUGCUGUCAGCAGGGUGUUGAUAGUGGACUGGGAUGUUCAUCACGGGCAGGGCAUCCAGUACCAGUUCCAGGAUGAUCCCAGUGUCAUGUACUUCAGCGUACACAGGUAUGAGCACGGUUCUUUCUGGCCUCACCUGCCAGAGUCUGGCAGCCAUUUUGUUGGCAGCGGACAAGCUGAAGGAAGAAACAUCAACCUGCCCUGGAACCAGACGGGGAUGACCGACGCUGAUUACGUUGCUGCUUUUCAACAAGUACUGCUGCCCGUAGCCUACGAGUUUCAGCCUCAGUUGGUUCUUGUCUGUGCUGGAUUUGAUGCUGCAGUCGGAGAUCUGAAGGGGGAGAUGUGUGUGAGUCCUCAGUGUUUCCAAGUUCUGACUCACAUGUUGAUGAGUUUGGCAGAAGGUCGACUUGUUCUCGCUCUCGAGGGGGGUUACAACCUGGAGUCCACAGCUGAGAGUGCUGCAGCCUGCAUCAGAGCUCUGCUGGGUGGAGCAUGCCCUCCUCUAACUCCACCCACUGCUCCAUCUGAGAGUGCUCUGCAGUCCAUCUCUGAGACCAUCUCAGCUCUGUAUCCACACUGGGCCUCUCUGCAAGUUCUGGAAGGUGGGGCAUCAGCUGAGGGCCGUGCCAUCAGCACGCCAACCAAUCAGAAGAAUACGAUCAAGCCGGACCUGGCUCCCUCUGUUGCCACAACAACAGGUCUGGUUUAUGAUGAGAGGAUGAUGGAGCAUUCAAACUUGUGGGACAGACAUCACCCGGAGCAGCCUCAGCGAAUCUUUAAGAUCUUCUCCAAACAUCAGCAGCUGGGAUUGGUCGAUCGCUGCCAGCGGAUACCAGCUCGCUUGGCGACAGAGGAGGAGCUGUCUUUGUGUCACAGCGUGCAGCACAUCCAGCAGAUGAAAGCCACCGCGGCCAUGAAGCCCAGAGAGCUGCACAAACUGGGAGACGAGUUUGUCUCCAUUUACCUCAAUCAGCAGAGCUUCCAGUGUGCACAGCUGGCAGCUGGAAGCUGCCUCAACGCCUUGGACCAGAUCCUGAGUGGCCAGGUGACUAAUGCCGUGGCCAUCGUCCGUCCUCCUGGCCAUCACGCUGAGAGAGACUAUCCUUGUGGCUUCUGUUUAUUCAACUCGGCAGCUCUCGCUACUCGCUAUGCCAAGAAAAUUUCCCACGAUGACCAGCUGAGAAUCCUCAUCCUAGACUGGGAUGUUCACCACGGCAAUGGGACGCAGCAUAUGUUUGAAGACGAUGACAGUGUCCUCUACGUCUCCCUCCACCGCUACGACGACGGCACAUUCUUUCCAUCCUCGGAGGAUGCUGCGCCCGACAAGGUGGGCGUGGCCAAGGGGGCAGGGUUUAACGUCAAUGUGGCAUGGAGUGGAGGAAGGAUGGGUGACUCCGACUACCUUGCUGCUUUUCACCGAGUUGUCAUGCCCAUCGCCACUGAGUUUAACCCCAGUCUGGUUCUGGUGUCGGCCGGGUUUGACGCAGCUCGGGGGGAUCCACUGGGCGGCUACAAUGUGACUCCGGAAGGAUACGCUCACCUCACUCAUAUGCUGAUGUCACUGGCUGGGGGGCGGGUCCUGGUCAUACUGGAGGGAGGUUACAACUUGUCCUCCAUCUCUGACUCCAUGGCGAUGUGCACCAGUGUGUUGCUAGGAGACCCCCCUCCUGCCUUGGUGACACCCCUCCCACCUCCUCACCACAAUGCCGUGGCAACGAUAAACGAGGUCAUCCGAUAUCACGCCCCCUAUUGGAGGUCCCUGAGGAUACACAUUCCAGAGUCUGUCCAGGCGUCCCUGCCCUUCCUGAAGCAUCGUGGGAAACGCAGUUCUAAAGGAAAAGGCAGGAAGUCAGAGCAGAGCAGCAACGACAAACCACCGCUGCCCCCUGCAGGACUGGAUGACUCCACGACGGAGAGCAGUCUGGAGCAGCUCACUCAGGGAUUGGCCAGUUUGGACAUCGGUCAGACUUCAGCCAAUCCUGCAUCCUCUCCAGUGGGAGGAGCAAGGCCAAAGGUCCCCCUGACCUCAGAGAAACUAACCUGUGAAGGAGAAGCGAAGGACGAGCCAGGUGGCACUACACCUGAGCGCAGAGAAUCAGCAGAGAGGAUGCCGUCUCAGCCUGUUGCCAUGGCAGCACCAGAGUCGGUUGCAGAUGGAAACGAGGCUGGAGUUGGGGCGGAGUCAGAGCCUGAGGGAGCGUGUGGUUGGUCAAAGCCUCAGACGUCCCUGGAGCUGAUGUGUGGUGCCGACAUAGAUGGAUCAGCUCUGCAUGUGGUGACCCCUCUCUCCUGGUGUCCUCACCUGGAUGCUGUUAAGCCCCUUCCCUCCUUGGGUAUAAACGUCUUCUUGCCGUGUAAGGACUGUGGCUCUGAGGCUGAGAACUGGAUCUGUCUCACCUGCUACCAGGUGUUCUGUGGUCGCUACGUGAACGAGCACAUGGUGAAUCACGGCGUCGUGUCUGAACAUCCGCUGGUUCUCAGUUUCUGCGAUCUCUCUGUGUGGUGCUACCUGUGUGAGGCCUACGUACACAACCAGGUUCUGUAUGAAGCUAAAAACGCUGCUCACUGCGCCAAGUUUGGAGAGGAGAUCCCCCCCUGGAGCUGAGCGGAGGACUCUGUAAAACCUCACAGCUGCGUUUGUUUCUCUUUUUUUUCCCUUCUGGCUGUCUUCCUUCACUGUGAUUGGAUAGUUUGGUGCAUUGCUAUGGAUACCAGCAGCAGUGGUGCUUCGUGGGGAAACGCCGUUAAAUCGAGCAGCUUUGUACGGCGACCCACAACUGUUAAAACACAUGCAGAAAAAGCCUAACAAAAAGCAACACACACACACACACAACAGGCAAAAGAUGUUUUUAUUAUUUUGUUUUACUUCAGAUCAGCGGUGAUCUUCAUCCUCAUCUUCAUCAGCAGGUUGUUGGUUCUAUUUCCUGAAAAUGUGACCAAAUACCAGCAAACUCUGGACGCUUUUAUUUCCAGAGUAUAAAAAUCCUGAGCAGAAGCAGCUGAUGAAGCAAAAAGGAAGACAGCUGUUUUCAGGGUCACGGGAAGCUCAGGAGGACUUCACUGUAAAAUCAUAGUGGUGAUGAUGUCAUCAAGAGACCACGCCCUUCCAGACAGCAUCGCAAUAAUGACAUUUUUGAUAUAAUUUCAUUCAGUUUUGGUUCGCUCGUCUUUCAGUGUUAAACAUUUGUUGUAAUGUUCCUUUAACAAACUGAGUGAUUGCCAAAAUGUGACUGACGGCGUGACACAACCACAUUUUUAGAGGGUAAAUUUCUUUUACCCUCUAAAAAUGUGGUUGUGUCACGCCGUCAGUCACAUUUUGGCAAUUUUAGAUGAAGUCAAACUUUUUCUCUUUCCAGCUGAAAUGUUGCAGCAAAAAAUCACUUUGAUUUAAUUGAUUUGUUUGGUUCUGUAAUAUAAAAAAAAAAAAUCACUUUUCUGAAGGAAACGAUCUGAAGAGAAAACGGAUCAAUCGACUGUUAAAUGUUUCCCAGUUGCUUUUCUUGCCAGAUCAGCGGAUUUCUGUGUGCUGUGCAAUAAGACUCAGAUUGUCAGCCAGUUCUUAAACUCUUUGUUUCUAUUAAACUGUUUGUUUGCACCUAAUCAGACUGGAUCAGUAUUCAUGAUCAAUAUUCAGUGUCUGAGUUUCUGUAGUUUGUGGAGAGAAAAAUCAGAAAGAAGCAAAGAAAAUAAAGCAAACAUCUCAUUUUC
Molecule: messenger RNA, 4587 nt
Organism: Archocentrus centrarchus (flier cichlid)
Lineage: Eukaryota; Metazoa; Chordata; Actinopteri; Cichliformes; Cichlidae
Gene: hdac6
Product: histone deacetylase 6
Exons: 29
Coding region: 179-3484 (1101 amino acids)
Biological process (GO): epigenetic regulation of gene expression
Cellular component (GO): histone deacetylase complex
Molecular function (GO): zinc ion binding; histone deacetylase activity
Source: RefSeq, a predicted model, not a curated record